Molecule: messenger RNA, 1332 nt
Organism: Aureococcus anophagefferens
Lineage: Eukaryota; Pelagophyceae; Pelagomonadales; Pelagomonadaceae
Exons: 1
Coding region: 1-1332 (443 amino acids)
Biological process (GO): L-threonine catabolic process; L-serine catabolic process
Molecular function (GO): L-serine ammonia-lyase activity; threonine deaminase activity
Source: RefSeq, a predicted model, not a curated record
AUGGCGGCCGGGCGCCUCCCCGUGCUCUUCGAGGACGUGGCCAUCGCGGCGACGCGCAUCCGCGGCGGCGUGACGCGCACGGCGCUCACGCACUCGCACUGGCUGUCGCAGCUCUGCGGCUGCGAGGUGUUUUUGAAGCACGAGCAGACCAUGUUCACGGGCUCCUUCAAGGAGCGGGGCGCGCGCAACGCCCUCCUCUCCCUGAGCGAGGAGGAGCGGGCGCGGGGCGUCGUCGCCGCGUCCGCCGGGAACCACGCGCUCGCGCUGUCGUGGCACGGGAAGCAGCUCGGCGUCCCCGUGUCCGUGCUCAUGCCGACGGUGGCGCCGAUGGCGAAGCGGUCCAAGUGCGCCACGUUCGGCGCGCACAUCGUCGUCCACGGCGACACCAUCGGCGACGCGAAGCUCCACGCGGAGACGACGGCGCCGUUCUGCGACAUGACGUACGUCAACGGCUACGACGACGUGCCCAUCAUCGCGGGCGCGGGCACGCUGGGCCUCGAGCUCAUCGAGCAGCUGCCCGAGGGCGACCACUUCGACUACGUCAUGGUGCCCUGCGGCGGCGCGGGGCUCCUCGCCGGCGUGUCGCUCGCGAUCAAGACGCUGCGGCCGCAGACGCGGGUCGUCGGCGUCGAGCCGCGGAACUGCGCGUCGUUCAGCCACGCGCUGGCCGUCGGCCACCCGGACCCCGUGGAGACGACGUCGACGCUGGCCGACGGCCUCGCCGUGCCCACGGUGGGGGCCAACGCGUUCGAGGUCGCGCGCGCGCACGCGGACGACGUCUGCAUCGUCGACGAGGCGGACGUCGCGCUCGCCGUGCUGCGCCUCCUCGAGAACGAGAAGGUCACGAUCGAGGGCGGCGGCGCGACGGGCCUCGCGGCCAUCCUGCCCGGCGGGCCCUACCACGACCAGGUCCGGGGCGCGAAGGUCGCCGUGCCGCUCUGCGGCGGCAACAUCGACGUGACGACGCUCGGCCGCGUCAUCGACCGCGGCAUGGCCGCGGACGGCCGCCUCGUGCGCUUCGUCGCCGAGGUCAGCGACCGCUCGGGGGGCAUCGCCCAGUGCACGGAGAUCCUCUCCAGGCACGGCGCGUCCGUGAAGGACGUCUUCCACGAGCGCGCCUGGCUCCAGUCCGCGGUCGACCGCGUCCAGAUCAAGUUCAUCCUCGAGUGCACGGGCGCCGACCACUCCCGGGCCGUGCGCGAGGCCAUGAUCGACGCCGGCGUCACCAUCCUCGUCUGGGGCCGCGAGGUCUACACGCGCGGCGACCCCAACACGACCCAGCUCCUCGAGACGACGACGGGCGGGCCCGCGGAGCCCGCGCCCUUCGAGUGA